Andrographis paniculata is the source of this 1061-nucleotide messenger RNA. RefSeq names its product cytochrome c oxidase subunit 5b-1, mitochondrial-like. The coding region runs from base 213 to 713 and encodes 166 amino acids. Gene Ontology annotation, biological process: mitochondrial electron transport, cytochrome c to oxygen. Gene Ontology annotation, cellular component: mitochondrial envelope. NCBI's taxonomy places the organism in Eukaryota, Viridiplantae, Streptophyta, Magnoliopsida, Lamiales, Acanthaceae. The transcript has 6 exons. The record is from RefSeq and is a predicted model, not a curated record.
GAGAAAAAAAAGUGCGGCACGUGCGAGGCCUCUCAACUCAUCUCAGUUCAAUAUCAACAAUUGCAAUUUGCAAAUGAAGCGGUUUUGUGAUUACGCCCUAAGAGAUAUUCAGCGCCGCCCUUCCAUUUCCGUCGUUUCCAGAGGGAGAUCCAACGUUGGAGACAUUGGGAGCCGCCUUAGUUCAACUGCAACAUCUUAAUCGGACCCCAAUCAUGUGGAGAAGGCUAUCUGUUCACCUUCGGACUCUCGCGCCGGCUCGAUCCGGCCACAACACCGCCCGAUGCGCCGAUACAUCGUUGACCGCUCCGAAGAACGCCGUACGUGCUUUUUCUGCCUUCUCUCGGAGUUUCUCUACUGAAUCUGGGAAUACGACUGCUAAAAGAGUUGAAGAUAUAAUGCCGAUUGCGACUGGCCAUGAGCGUGAAGAGCUCGAAGCUGAACUCCAGGGAAAGAACAUUUUGGAAAUCAACUACCCGUCUGGUCCUUUUGGAACGAAGGAAGAACCUGCUGUGGUAAAGUCCUAUUAUGACAAAAGAAUUGUUGGAUGCCCUGGUGGUGAAGGAGAGGAUGAGCAUGAUGUUGUUUGGUUCUGGCUAGAGAAGGGCAAGCCACAUGAGUGCCCUGUGUGCUCGCAGUACUUUGUGUUGGAAGUAGUUGGGCCAGGAGGAUCGCCAGAUGGACACGAUGAUGCUGAGGAUGGUCAUCAUCAUUAAAUUUAAGGAUGAUGAUACAAAGGUAUGUCAAAUUUUACUUGCAGAAUAAGAUGAGGAACACACUAUGUUAUAUUAUUCUUGUUCAGUAUUGAAAAGCUCUUCUAUUGCGGGUUUAGGUUGCUUUGGCAACAGUUUAAAAUCAUGUUGUUUGCCUACCCUACCCUACCAACCUACCUGUUGCUGUUCUUUUUUUUUUUUUUUUUUUUUCUGGAUUUUGGAUUUUAGAAAGCAUGGUGGUGAGUCAUCUUCAAUUCCUCUUCCACCCCUAUUGGAAAUUGGAUUUUCAACCCCCUUCCGUCUCCUGAGGUUUUCAAUAAUUGAUUGAUGAUAGAUAAACAUUUUGUUUCA